Molecule: messenger RNA, 1113 nt
Organism: Penicillium paradoxum
Lineage: Eukaryota; Fungi; Ascomycota; Eurotiomycetes; Eurotiales; Aspergillaceae
Product: homoserine acetyltransferase family protein
Exons: 6
Coding region: 1-1113 (370 amino acids)
Biological process (GO): biosynthetic process
Molecular function (GO): acyltransferase activity, transferring groups other than amino-acyl groups
Source: RefSeq, a predicted model, not a curated record
AUGUCACAGGAACAAUACGAGACUUUCAAGCUUGGAGACUGGCAGCUCCAAAGCGGGGAGAAGAUCGAAAAUGCCCAUAUCGCAUAUAAAACAUUCGGCGAUCCCAAGUCUCCGGCAAUCGUCUAUCCAACCUGGUUCUCCGGAAGGAUCUCUGACAAUUUCUGGUUAAUCGGAGAGCACAAAUUCCUGAAUCCGGAGAGAUUCUUUAUCAUCAUUCCUGCGCUCUUUGGAAAUGGCCAGUCCUCCUCACCCUCGAACCAGCCGAACCCGGGGCCGUUCCCAAAGGUAUCGUUCUACGACAAUGUGCGGGCGCAGCAUGAGCUAGUUACCAAGCAUUUCGCCAUUGCGCAUUUGCGCGCUGUUAUCGGUUGGUCUAUGGGAGGAGCCCAGACCUUUCAGUGGGCAACGCAGUAUCCCGACUUCAUGGACAUUGUAGUUCCGUUUUGUUCCUCCGCGAAAACUUCUCUUCACAACCAGGUAUUCCUGGAGGGCGUCAAAGCCUCCCUGAUUGCAGUGAAGAAGAGCUGUUCUGCGGGGACGGGAAAGAUCGGCAUCAAUAGAGAAACCACAGAGGCGCAUGCAUGGACAGCUGAAGAGAAGGAUGUUGGCCUCAAGGCGAUGGGGCGUGUGUAUGCUGGAUGGGGAUUCAGCCAGGCGUUUUAUCGACAAAGGUUAUAUGAAACCGUCCUAGGGUUCAAGGAUCUUGAGGACUUCAUGGUCAACUUCUGGGAAAAAUGGGCUUGUUCCAAAGAACCCGAAAAUCUGCUAGUUAUGCUACAGACUUGGCAAAAUGGCGAUGUCUCGCAACAAGAGCCACACAACGGCAACUUUGAAAGAGCGAUGGCAUCCAUCAAAGCCAAGGCGCUCGUUUUACCCUCAAACACCGAUCUCUACUUCCCACCAGAAGACUCCGAGUAUGAGGUUGCUUGCAUGAAGCCAGGUGUUGGAACACUGGAUAUUUACCCAUCAAUCUGGGGUCACUGGGCAGGGGGCCCCGGUGACAGCAAGGAGGACGUUGAGUGGCUUGAUAACAAGCUUACCCAAUUCUUUGCGGACAACAAAGGUGACGAUGUCGAAUCUUUGACCAAAAAGCUUCAAAGCACGCUGAGUUGA